Cladophialophora psammophila CBS 110553 is the source of this 889-nucleotide messenger RNA. RefSeq lists its product as uncharacterized. The transcript has a single exon. The annotation marks the transcript as partial. The record is from RefSeq and is a predicted model, not a curated record. Lineage: Eukaryota; Fungi; Ascomycota; Eurotiomycetes; Chaetothyriales; Herpotrichiellaceae.
UACUCGUGGUACUGUGCUCCGCGAAGAAAUCAGCGCCGUGCAAGAGGUAACAGAUCUCCUGACCUUGGAUGCACGACACGCGAGCAGGGUAGCGCCAUGGUCACAAUUCUGCCACGGACUGCAGGGUCUUGAGACUUUGGGAGCGCUCAGAAACUCGGCCGGGACCGAACCAAAUAGUUUGUUCGACAACUCAACGGUGCUGAAGGCUUUGAACUCAACGAAUGUCUGGUGGCUGCUCACUGACGGCGAGAUCUCUCAGGGCUCAAUCGAACGCUUCUCGGUCAACAUCAGCAGAGCCAGGCUGCACGGGAAAGCCUGCGUCAUCAUCCUCUUCGGCCACCGGAAGCCGAAGCCAGAAGAUUGUAAUAUCUCUGUCGGAGUAUCACUCUUUGCCUUAGUGCCCGACUGUCUCUUCCUCUUUCACGAUGUCAAGACGCACGAGGUGUUCGUUUUGCAGUCGAAAGGCGCUCUUGGCUCGAUCAACAAUCACCAGUCAGUCUCCCAAGAGAUCAACGACUGGACCACCUGGUCGGAUCUGAAGACCAUACGCUACUCCGACUUCGGGAAUAUCACUAUUCCGGAGCCAGCAAAACUCGACGCGGGUGAAGUAAUGUUGCAGGACGGCAGCAAAGUGAGCUUGGCACAGCUAUACCGCGACGAGAUCAAUGGCGAACAAGUGCGGACUAUCCUGGGCAACGAUGACAAUUUGAAUACAGUGAUGUUGACUGCAACAGCGCGAGGAGAGGCCAACUUAGUUGAGGACUGGCUGAAAGGCCAACGCAGACUUCCACCUGAAGCUAUCAACGCCUACCGUGUCGAUGUAGAGAAAAAAGCCGAGCAUUGUCAGCCAUAUUGUAGGCAAGCUCAUGAGCUAUGGGUGUCUGCCUAG